Nicotiana tabacum (common tobacco) is the source of this 379-nucleotide messenger RNA. The record is from RefSeq and is a predicted model, not a curated record. Lineage: Eukaryota; Viridiplantae; Streptophyta; Magnoliopsida; Solanales; Solanaceae.
GCCCCAACCACUCUACAAAAAUAUUCAUUCGUUUACUUUAGAUUGUGCACAAAGACUGCAUACCUUGAACGCAGCCGUAAGAGACACCAAUUAAGCUCUUUCUUCCAUGGCGACGUCGAAGCUCCAGGCCCUUUGGAAUCACCCUGCUGGCCCUAAAACCAUUCAUUUCUGGGCACCAACCUUCAAGUGGGGCAUUAGCAUAGCAAAUAUUGCUGAUUUCUCCAAGCCACCUGAGAAACUUUCGUAUCCCCAGCAGAUAGCUGUUUCAGCUACCGGAAUUAUCUGGUCACGCUAUAGCACUGUGAUUACUCCUGUAAGUUAAUCUAUUGCUAUUAAAACAAAAUUUCUUCUCUAUUAAAUGCUUGUAUUCUUUGGAUAC